UAAAAAUACUUUUUUUAUAAAUGAGGCAAAAUAGAAUUUUGUCCAGCUAACGAGAAGAAGAAGAAGAAGAAGAAGAGGAGGAAGAGAGAGAUAGGAAUGGGUAAGUCCUUGGUACUUUGUGGCACUACUUCUCAGUAUUCUUACCAGCUCCCAGGGAAUUCUAACAACUCUUUCUCAAGUGAUGAAGGAGGUUAUAAGUACGAUUAUGCUACCGUUCCCUUUCUUGCCGAAGUUCUCAAGCUGAUCAUUUCUAGUUUGUUUCUUUGGAGAGAGACCAAGACAUCUUCUUCUUCUUCUUCAUCAGCAACUGCAAAGAUUACUAAGGAUUGGAAGAGCGUCCGCUUAUUUGUUAUUCCUUCUAUUAUUUAUCUCAUCCAUAACAAUGUCCAGUUUGCUACUCUCACUUUUGUCGACACAUCCACUUAUCAAAUCAUGGGUAAUCUCAAGAUCGUCACCACUGCCCUUCUCUUUAGGUUAUUUUUGAAGAGGAAAUUAUCAAACCUUCAGUGGAUGGCUAUUGGUCUUUUAGCUGUUGGAACUACCACCAGCCAGGUGUUGCUUCUUUUAUUCUCCCUCCUUAUGCUUCUCAACAUUAUUCAAAAUGAUUUCAAUUUUGUCUUCUUCUUGUUUCAGAUUAAGGGUUGCGGAGAAGCUUCAUGUGAUUCCCUAUUCACAGCACCAAUACAAGGCUAUUUGUUGGGCAUCCUCUCUGCCGCUUUGUCCGCACUAGCCGGAGUCUACACUGAGUUUCUGAUGAAGAGAAACAAUGACAGCUUAUACUGGCAAAACUUGCAGUUGUAUACGUUUGGCUCACUUUUCAACGUUGCUCGGCUUAUAGCAGAUGAUUUCAGACUCGGGUUUGAAAAGGGUCUUUGGUGGCAACGUAUCUUUGAUGGCUAUAGCAUCACCACUUGGUUGGUUGUUCUCAAUCUCGGAUCCACCGGCUUACUCGUCUCUUGGUUAAUGAAGUACGCUGACAAUAUCGUCAAGGUGUAUUCUACAUCAAUGGCGAUGCUACUUACUAUGGUUGCAUCCAUAUAUCUCUUCAGCUUCAAACCAACGGUCCAGCUUUUCUUGGGUAUAAUCAUAUGCAUCAUGUCACUUCAUAUGUACUUUGCUCCUCCACAAACGCUCGUAGACUUGCCCGUCACACACGAAGCACAUCACAAAACCUUAAAGCAAGUUAUCGUAGAAGAAAAGACAGAUUCUUGAUUCAAAUGGAUGAAAUGGUUUAGUAUUACAAAACAAUGGACCAUCUAUCGAGAUGGUCUUAUUUAUAAUUUUACGUUUUAGUAAAUGAUGUUCGUCUAGCUUCUUCACCUUCUUGGUAAAUGACUACUUUUGAAACAAUGAUCUUACUAUAAUAGCACCUGCACCACGGUUAAAUUUUACCUUUAUGGUGUUAUAUUA
Molecule: messenger RNA, 1410 nt
Organism: Raphanus sativus (radish)
Lineage: Eukaryota; Viridiplantae; Streptophyta; Magnoliopsida; Brassicales; Brassicaceae
Product: CMP-sialic acid transporter 1-like
Exons: 7
Coding region: 97-1212 (371 amino acids)
Biological process (GO): pyrimidine nucleotide-sugar transmembrane transport
Cellular component (GO): Golgi membrane
Molecular function (GO): pyrimidine nucleotide-sugar transmembrane transporter activity
Source: RefSeq, a predicted model, not a curated record